CAAGGAAUGGCAUUUUAGCUCCAUGUGGCACAAAACUAGAUGCUCAACUCACUUAGAUCCUCAAGAAAAGGUUGAGCAAAGGCAUAAGAUGGGAAGCCUGACUCAGCAACAGUCCUAUGCCUGACAUCCAUCUGCUUUAUUUAUCGAACAUUACAAAGCCUUUACUGCGAAAGACCUAAAGGUGCAAGGCUGUGCUGCAAGUUCCCAAAGUGAUGCUACGUAAGGAGGUACUAUAUUAAGGCGUUGGAAGAAGAACUGGUUUGAUCUGUGGUCUCAUGGCCAUUUGUUAUUUUAUGAUGAUCAGCAUCGGCAGGAUCUAGAGGACAGAAUUCACAUGAAAGUGGACUGCAUCAACAUCAGAGUGGGAAAUGAAUGCCGAGGUUUCCAACCUCCGGAGGGAAAGCCUAGAGAUUGCUUGCUGCAGAUCAUUUGCCGUGAUGGGAAGGUGCUCAACCUCUGUGCAGAAAGCGCCGAUGACUGCUUGGCUUGGAAAAUUGCUCUCCGAGAUGCCAGGACAAGUGGGGCCUAUAUUGGUUCUGAAGUGAUGUACGAUGACAAUGUGAUUUCCUCGGCUCCUCCUCCAUACACAGCUUAUGCUACACCGUCGCCUGAGGUUUAUGGCUACCCACAGUACAACGCUGCAUAUCCACCUCCAGAGCCUCAGGUCAUCUAUACUUCUAAUGGGCAGACGUAUGCAAUCCCUUAUCAAUAUCCAAACCAAGGUCCCUAUGGCCAGCCUCCUGCAAAUCAUGUCAUAAUUCGAGAACGCUACCGGGAUAAUGAUGGAGACCUGGCACUUGGCAUGCUUGCUGGAGCAGCAACGGGAAUGGCCCUGGGCUCAUUGUUCUGGGUGUUCUAGGUUUCCUUGGGAGCCACAAAGCAAGGGAGAUCGAAAAUCUUCUCUGCACUAAUAUAUAUAUUUGCAAAGUACUCCAGUUUAAUCUACAGAUUUUCAAUAAGUUUUAGUAAUACUUUUGCAAGUGACACACUGGAAUUGUAGUUAACAAAAAUUCUGAACCAUCCCAAAGGUGCACGUUAGUUGAAAAGCGGUUAGAGUAAUGGCUCGUGGUCAGAUGAGUUUGUGAUUCUAUGCACUGAUAAGAAAGUAGCAGUGAUAGCCGUGAAGUGUUACUAAAGAUGGCUAAACGUCCACAGUUGGCUCAUUUUUACAGUCAAAUAUUAACCAUCUUGUUAAAAUUACUUCCGCUGCUGCCUCAGAAUGCUAACUGGAAGGCAACGUAGCACUGUAAGGGCUAGUUCUGAAUCCAGGGGAUUUGAAUCUGAUAUUUUCUUAACACCCCUAGAUGACAAAGAUGAUGAUACAGUAAAUACUCCAUGGGAUGCAUUGGAUGUUUUUGUAUUCAGGGAGACCUCUUGCAUUUCAGUGGCUUGUUGAAGGAAAAGGAUUGGAUACAUUACCAUCACUGUGUGUCCUGCUUUAUUGUAGAAGUCCUUCCUAGAGGGUAAACCAGGAAUGGAGCCCUUUUAGCUCUCCAGAUGUUGUUGGACUACAUCUCCCAUUGUCCCUGGCGAUUGGCCAUGCUGGUUGGGGCCGAUGAGAGUUGGAGUACAAGAUCUGGAGGGCCACAGAUUCCCCUCUUCUUGGACUAGGCAAUAAAGAUUCUGACAUUUCUUUUUAGAAAGGAGUUUGUUUACCAUGCAAACCAUUCUAGUGUCCUAGAAAUUGCAGCUCCAUUUAGCUCCUAGUAACAGUUCCUUAGUGCAACAGUGAUUGGAGAGAGUUUAAUAUGUGACAAGGAUAGUUCAGCCUGGGUAUGGAAAACCCUAACCCAGUAUUUAAUUAAUAAAUAGUUGGAGGGUGCUGUGACCAUACAGGGCAUCAACAUCUUCAAACCAUAUUUUACUGACUUGGGUAUAUGGAAGCCUUUUAAAAUCUGUACUGAGGCUAAUACAAAGCAACUGUCUUGUCUUACCUAUGACUACAAACUAUCCUUAACAAGGCUUUUCACUUUCCUGAUACAAUACAGAGAUGCUUGUUUUUUAUUAUUAAGGCUGUUAUACUUGUACGGUCCAGUCUUAAAUGUGUUUCUCCUUGACUAGAUUUAUUUUCUGCUUUAAAGGCUAAUGCACACACACUUCUAUAAGAGGACAGAGAAAUAGGCACACAUCCUCACCAGAAAAUGAUUUUCAGUGGUGUAAGUUAUAUAAAAAAAGAUGCUCCUAUUUUUCAUCUACGGUUUGUGCAUCCUGUUAAAAUCUGAGAUGUACAUAAGACUCUUCAAAGUGUCUUUAGUCUGUGUGGUGUCCUUCAGUGAACACAAAAGCUUGAACAGCAGCAAACAAAGAGGACUCUGGUCAUGCCAGUUGCCCUAAUGGCAAACACUAGUCUAAUGUACUUCAUUCCUAUUGAAAUGGAAUAACUUAAUUGUGGGUGGGGCAAAGACCAGGUGACAAUAUUACAAAAUGUUGGCUCUUACAGGCCUUGUAUUAAGGGUUUGCCACUGUUUGCCUUGUGGGGAUGGGGGGCGUAUGCAGCAACUGUUGAAACUUGAGGAGGAGACCUGGUUGUAUUCAGUAGUUGUUUAACUUGGAAGUGUGUGCUUUUUAAAGUAGUACAUCUCCAUGCAGAGGUAUCUGUUCUUACAAAACUGGCCCUGUCAUCAGUCUAGGACAUUUCAAAUAACAGUACAGUGAACUGAAGAUGGUUUAUUUAAUACCCACGUAAGUAUGUGGGAAGCCUAGUUAUUAAGAAAUUGAUCAUAUAAAUAAAAGCAGCACUAGCUUCUGCUCUGAUUUUGUAAUUUGUCUAGUGAAACUUUUAAGAGUCCAUCGCUUCUGUGCUACUGUGUGUACUCUACAGAAUUACAGAACUUCCUGAAAUCCCUACCUUCUAUGUAUUUGUACUUUGUGAGGAAAGAAGAAAAUAAAUUUUGUCUUGGAACUUGGAAGCUAAAACUUUUAACAUACCCCUUGGUUUUCUUGAUGAUUCAAGUUGGUUUUAACUAUAGAAAACCACACAAUGAGCUGAAAAAUAUAAAUCUUCAUUUGCACAUGGAUAUAAAGGGAAAAAACACAAGGCAUCAAGUAGCUGGAUUUUAAAACAUAGCAGCUAAGUUAGAUGAUCACCUGUAGAGCAAUUUGGUUGGAUAAACUUGUGGUGAAUUUUGUAAACUGCAACAGCCAAUAAAUGCGUUGCCUACAAAACAA
Molecule: messenger RNA, 3168 nt
Organism: Rhineura floridana
Lineage: Eukaryota; Metazoa; Chordata; Lepidosauria; Squamata; Rhineuridae
Gene: PLEKHB2
Product: pleckstrin homology domain containing B2
Exons: 7
Coding region: 335-859 (174 amino acids)
Biological process (GO): regulation of cell differentiation
Cellular component (GO): membrane
Source: RefSeq, a predicted model, not a curated record